Anisakis simplex (herring worm) is the source of this 780-nucleotide messenger RNA. The record is from the annotation of a GenBank genome assembly. NCBI's taxonomy places the organism in Eukaryota, Metazoa, Nematoda, Chromadorea, Rhabditida, Anisakidae.
AUGAUUCAAAUUGCAAUUGCCUUUGAUAAACCAAAGCUUAUUUAUGUGCACAUUGUAUGGCGACACGGUGAUCGCGCACCAGUUAUCAAUUAUCCGAACAAUAUUCAUAAAGUUAAAUAUUGGCCUAAUGGUUAUGGGGAACUUACCGAGAGAGGCUUGAGCCAACAGUAUGCGCUUGGACGGAAAUUGCGAGGGUAUUAUUUUAAUAACAGUAAUGAUAAUCAGUCUGAACCGUUCAUUUCAAGGCAUCACUUAUAUAAACAGGUUUAUAUCCGAAGUACUGACAAGAAUCGAACAUUAUUAAGUGCGAUGGCAACGGUUGCUGGUAUGUUCUCGACGGAUGAUGUGUCUGAUAGAAAGUUUGACAAGAAUGAUAAGGACAGCGAUUACAGCCAAAUGGCAUGGCCUCAUGGGUGGAUACCUGUACCGGUGCACACAAUCAUGACUGAAUCACGAUUUGUAGAUAAUCCAUUUUAUCAGUGUGAACGUGCCGCGAAGUUGGAAGCAGAUGCGUAUAAGAGUGACGAUUAUCAAAACAUGAAACGUGAGCACAAAGAGUUUUUAGAAGAUAUUGCAAAUAAAUCCGGUUCACCGACUACAAUUGAAAACGGUUUCAUCCGUGAAUACGACUGUUACUUUUGUGAGCACGAUAUCACAAUAAAUGCUCUAAUGAUAGCUCUGAACUGCGAGUUGAACGUACUGGGUAAAUUGUCAGAGAUUGGUUAUGGGGCAAAUGUCGCUUUUGAAUUGUAUCUCAUCAAUAAUCUACCCUAUGUGAAG